Manis javanica (Malayan pangolin) is the source of this 3144-nucleotide messenger RNA. RefSeq names its product BTB domain containing 1 (gene BTBD1). Lineage: Eukaryota; Metazoa; Chordata; Mammalia; Pholidota; Manidae. Gene Ontology annotation, molecular function: protein binding. Gene Ontology annotation, cellular component: P-body; cytosol. The record is from RefSeq and is a predicted model, not a curated record. Gene Ontology annotation, biological process: neurogenesis.
GCGGGCCGGCUCCGGGGGCGACUCGGCGAUGGCGGCGCGGCGACAGGAGCGGUCGGCCUAGGCCGGGAACCGCGCCGCCGAGCAUGGCCGCGCUGGGGCCGGCCGCCGCGGGUGAGCAGGGCCCGGAGCCCGAGGCGGAGGCGGGCGCCGCGGGGCCGCCGCCGCCCUCUCUGGGGCCCCUGCUGCCCCUGCCGCGGGAGCCGCUGUACAACUGGCAGGCGACCAAGGCGUCGCUGAAGGAGCGCUUCGCCUUCCUCUUCAACUCGGAGCUGCUCAGCGAUGUGCGCUUCGUGCUGGGCAAGGGCCGCGGCGCAGCCGCCGCCGGGGGCCCGCAGCGCAUCCCCGCGCACCGCUUCGUGCUGGCGGCCGGCAGCGCCGUCUUCGACGCCAUGUUCAACGGCGGCAUGGCCACCACGUCGGCCGAGAUCGAGCUGCCCGACGUGGAGCCCGCCGCCUUCCUGGCGCUGCUGAGAUUUCUAUAUUCGGAUGAAGUUCAGAUUGGCCCAGAAACAGUCAUGACCACUCUCUAUACGGCCAAGAAAUACGCAGUUCCAGCCCUGGAAGCGCAUUGUGUGGAAUUUCUCACCAAGCAUCUUAGGGCAGAUAAUGCCUUUAUGCUGCUUACUCAGGCUCGAUUGUUUGAUGAACCGCAGCUUGCUAGUCUUUGUCUAGACACAAUAGACAAGAGCACGGUGGACGCAAUAAGCGCGGAGGGCUUCACCGACGUGGACAUAGACACACUUUGCGCAGUUCUAGAAAGAGACACGCUGAGCAUUAGGGAAAGCCGGCUUUUUGGAGCUGUCGUGCGAUGGGCAGAAGCAGAAUGUCAGAGACAACAACUGCCUGUGACUUUUGGAAACAAACAGAAAGUUCUGGGGAAAGCGCUCUCCUUGAUCCGGUUCCCGCUGAUGACUAUCGAGGAGUUCGCAGCAGGGCCUGCUCAGUCCGGAAUCUUGUCAGAUCGUGAAGUGGUAAAUCUCUUUCUUCAUUUUACUGUCAAUCCUAAACCCCGAGUUGACUAUAUUGAUCGGCCCAGAUGCUGCCUCCGGGGAAAGGAAUGCUGCAUCAAUAGGUUCCAGCAAGUAGAGAGCCGCUGGGGUUACAGUGGGACGAGCGACCGGAUCAGGUUCACAGUCAAUAGAAGAAUCUCUAUAGUUGGAUUUGGUUUAUAUGGAUCUAUUCAUGGUCCCACGGAUUAUCAAGUGAAUAUACAGAUCAUUGAAUAUGAAAAAAAGCAAACCCUGGGACAGAAUGAUACUGGGUUUAGUUGUGACGGGACCGCCAACACAUUCAGGGUCAUGUUCAAGGAACCCGUCGAGAUCCUGCCCAACGUGUGCUACACGGCGUGCGCGACGCUCCGAGGUCCAGAUUCCCACUAUGGCACAAAAGGACUGAAGAAGGUGGUGCACGAGACGCCUGCCGCCAGCAAGACCGCCUUCUUCUUUUUCAGCUCCCCUGGCAAUAAUAAUGGCACUUCCAUAGAAGACGGACAGAUACCAGAGAUAAUAUUUUACACGUAACUUAGCAUUAUAAUACUCUUGGCCAAAUAGACCAUACAGUCUAGUCUCAAAGGCAUAAAAAACUGGCCAUAAAAAAUAGUUUGAGUGUCAUGAAAAUAAUUGUAAGAUAAGAAACAUUUUAGUUUCUUGGAUUAGAUUAAAAAAACUGAUAUACAUCUCUGCAUGAUUUAAAGACAGACUUCCCAUUUUCUUGUACCUUUAGUGAAAAAGAGAACUGGGUUUAAAUGUUUUUAAAAAGUGCAGCUAUUGCAGCUUUAUCUUGUGUAAUUUCGUAUAUCAGCUUAUGGUCUUUCAACAGUUUUAUAAUUGAAAGAUUUGUUUUGUAUAGCUGGGUUUUGUUUCUGUUUUUCUAACUCUUGAAGGUCAGAUGAGAUGGGCAUAGAGGCUGAACUGUUUUGCACUUACAUGUGAUGAGAUAGGCCAGUAUUCCUGUAGAAUUCCUAUCAACUCAAGUAACUAAUUUCAGAAAAUUAAGAAAGCUGAUGUGUUAUAUUUGGAGUUUUGGAGUAUCUGGUUGUUAGCAUUUGGAAUAUUGUUAGAAUGUGUCUAAUAAAUGCCCAGGAAAAAUUUCAUUGCAUUUACAGGAAAGAAUAUUUUGUACUAGUAAUGUGUUACACAGACAGUUUUAACUAUAAAUAGAAUUUCUACAAAUUCAUAAUAAUGUGAUAUAAACAAAGGAUCUGAAGGUGUAUUCUAAGACUGGAUUCUUCAUCCCUAAAGGGCAUCACUACCUGACUGCUGCGGGGGGUGCUGCUGAGAGUCCCUCAGGUUGAGGUGGUGGUGGCCUUGGUGGUGUCUGGACACACGGACAUCAGUUCCCUGUCGUGGCGAUCAUCUCCCCCAACAAGAAGCAAGACACGUUUCUAACAGCCACUCUUGAGAUUUUACAGACGUCCAGUGGAAUCGCUCUUGCUGAAAAGGAAACUUUGUGUCACCGACACAGUUCUACCCAAGAAGUAAAAUGUUUACUAUUCAUAACGCCACAAAUGUCACAGGCACAGCUGUAUGGAGGGUGGGUCGGAGGUCCAUCUGGCAGAUGUGACAUUUAUACACUUUCUAUAAAGUAAAAUUUUUAUAUAAAAGUUUUCUUUGCCUUGAAAGUGAUUAUCUUAUAAAAACAACGGGUAAUUAGGUUUAAGGUAUAUCAAAUAGUUGUGGAAGAUGGUUAAAAAUGACAAUUCUUUUAAGUAUCAAAAAGAAUUGACUUUUUUUCUAAAUAAUGCUAAUUAGGAUAAACGUUUUUCAUCUAAGGUAGUAUUUUGUUUUAUAUAUUCAAGAAGGUAGUGACCUGGGUUGGUAGCACAGGUCUCAACAGUGCUGAGAAGGGAAGUUCUCCUGUCUGGUCACAUGACCUCAAGGAUGUAAACCUGGUAACUGGAGUGUCUGGAAUGUGUGAACUAAAGGUGAACCAGCGAACACUCUGUAGUAACCACCGUGGAAAAUACUUGGACCUUUAAAGUGCGUUGUGCUCUAGGUCAGCUGUUUGACGUGCGAGGCAUUUCAGGUGUGUUGCACUGAGCAGUGAUUAUAACUGAAGGACACCCGGAAGGUGCAAGAAAACAGCUGUUUACUGAGAUGGGACAUCCCCUGGAAUAAAAAAAUAAAGAUUUGUUUAUCCUAUUUA